CGACAGACGUCGUGCUGCGGAACGGUGGAAAGACCCGCGCUCAGACAUUUGUUCGUGCGUUGUUUGUUGUCGGAAUCGUCGGCGGCGGGCUUGAAGUGGCGACUGUAGGGGAUAUGGGCCAAUCCCGUGGUGUCAUUCCAGGAGCGGAGGACCAAUUGUACACAUCGCGGCUGGCAGGGUCCGUCUAGAGUUUGUAAGUAUUGUUUACAUUCGAACUCAGCCCGUUGGAGGCUCUUCUGGGUGGCUUUAUGACUUGGGAAUUUGGCCUUGGCCAAUAGCAACAGAUUUAAUGCGAUAAGAAGUUUGAGGUUCCUCAUCAUGACGAAGCGAUAGCGGGUACUAACUUAUCUAGUGACGACAAUCUUGAGUAUUUAUAGUGGCAUUUGUUCUACCGACCGGCGGAAGAAUUAGGUUGUGCGAUUCUGAGCACGUUUAUGUCUGCUUGCAAUGAAUCCUCAAACACGUUUCCAUAACAUUGUGCAAUUCAUUCGCGGUGGAGAAAUGUGUAAUUGUUGUGAAUGAGAGUUGCGCAAGCCCAAGUUGUUUUGUGUGCGCUUCCAGAGCUUAUGUAAAUCUUCUCCUCGCGAAGUUUGUUUACAAACAACCUGGGCGUGCGAUCGCUCGCGCUGCACCUGCAAGAACAAAUAUAUAGGGCAGGUCGUCUACACCACCCGAUCAGUACCUCACACUAUGGAUUAUCUUAGUUUACUAAUCGGGUUGCACAUUAUGGUCGCUCCGCUGGUCGGAUCCUCACACCAUAAAAUCGUUCAGAAGAGUUUCAAACAAGCGACGCAGGAAUGUCGGCAAUAUCUUCAACAUUCCGAUGUGGGCUGUGAACCUCGUUGCAUUCAGCUAGUGCUCCGAUCCUGGCGCUCACCCAGAGCGCUUGAUCAGUCUCUCUACAGCCGCUACUUUCGGCCGGAUUGUGAUGACGUGGAUAACGUGGAUCGCACCAAUCAGUGUCUCGAUAUGGGAUUGGCGAACGUUCGAUGUGAUGAUGCUUGUCGGCGAGCAUCCGUCUACUGGGAGUGCCACCGGGAUCAGUACGGAAAUGUGAUCGAAGAGUCUCUGUUGAUUCCCAGCACUAAAACACUCCUCAAAAAUACCGUCAAACAGUGCGUUCAGAUGCUGCAAACUUUGAACUACGAUUCGCGCUCUCUCAAGCGUUGUAUUCUGAUUCGGGAGGGACUCUAUGGAGCGCUGGAAAUUGGAGAUGACGGUGCGUUGGAGAGGAAGGCUCGAAGUUAUUCUAAUAGUGUCAGGAAUAGCCGCGCGAGCACGGAGGUCGUGAUGAACCUGGUGACUGAACUAGGAAAUUCCACAACAAUCACCAAAGCCAGUCCGGACGUUACAACAAUUGUUUCCAACUACACACCGGCGAUUCCUGCCAUGGGAAUCGUUGGAGAAAACCUUACCCCGGCUGUCACGAUCAGCUCCAGCGUCAACAUUACCAAUCCUCUUCAGGGGCUUGCAACGGCAGCCUGCUUAGCCAAUCCGAUGUGCUUUCUGUUCCUCCAGUUUCUGAACAGCGCAAUGCCUGGAUUGGUCCCGCUUCCACAGCCCUCAACAAUCAACACUUCUGUCGCCAGUACCAGUGCCCUUCCGAAUCCGUCAAUGCUAGCUGCCCUCAUUAACCCACUCGGAGCUGUCAACCCAUCGGAGACGAUCAAUUCCCUCCUGAAUGCUGGCAGUUCGGCGACAGACCUUCUUCCAGAACUUCCAACCGUCACAAAUGACACUCUAUCUACCAUCAAUUCUACCCUUAGUGGUAUUACUCCGGAUGCACCUGCUGCUGCAGUUGCUAAUCUCCUGAACCCCCUGGGCCUACCAAAUCCACUGGACACGAUAGCGGCCCUGCUGAACCGCACUAGCGCUGCCGCACCCAUCCCGAACUCAUCCGACCCACUCCUCUCGCUUUUGACCAAUCCAUUCGCUGCGGCUAGCCUGCUGGGGAAGAAAGUCUGACCAAUACUGGGCCUAAGUGAGGUGGUAAGCAGAUUCGGAACCCAACUCCAACGUCCAACCUACAGAAAACAAAACAAGCUGGUAUCGAGCGGGAAUUGUUACGGGCUUGUUUUGGGGGGGUUUCUAAAUUUAUUUUUAGAUAUCUUGCAGUGUUCCCACUUUGGAGAUGGAUUCCGAUUCCGAAUAAGUUAAGAAUAGAUUAUAGAGUGAGGUAAGAGACUAUGCAAUUGUGGGAUUGAUAUUCAUUCUCCGAUCAUGGAGGGAUUUAAUAAUAAAUAAAGGUUGUACAAAAAAAUUGCAUUCGUGUUUUUUUUUU
Molecule: messenger RNA, 2281 nt
Organism: Toxorhynchites rutilus septentrionalis
Lineage: Eukaryota; Metazoa; Arthropoda; Insecta; Diptera; Culicidae
Exons: 1
Coding region: 691-1965 (424 amino acids)
Molecular function (GO): odorant binding
Source: RefSeq, a predicted model, not a curated record